Molecule: messenger RNA, 366 nt
Organism: Cladophialophora yegresii CBS 114405
Lineage: Eukaryota; Fungi; Ascomycota; Eurotiomycetes; Chaetothyriales; Herpotrichiellaceae
Product: 40S ribosomal protein S26E
Exons: 3
Coding region: 1-366 (121 amino acids)
Biological process (GO): translation
Cellular component (GO): cytosolic small ribosomal subunit; ribosome
Molecular function (GO): mRNA binding; structural constituent of ribosome
Source: RefSeq, a predicted model, not a curated record
AUGGUCAAGAAGCGAGCGUCCAACGGACGUAACAAGAAAGGCAGAGGUCAUGUCAAGCCCAUCCGAUGCUCGAACUGCUCCCGCUGCACCCCAAAGGACAAGGCCAUAAAGAGAUUCACCAUUCGGAACAUGGUCGAAUCAGCUGCUAUCCGUGAUAUCUCUGACGCCUCCGUCUUCACCGACUACGCUGUCCCCAAGAUGUACCUCAAGCUGCAGUACUGUGUCAGCUGCGCCAUUCACGGCAAGAUCGUGCGUGUGCGCUCGCGAGAAGGCCGCCGAAACCGUGCCCCGCCGCCGAGGAUUAGGUACAACAAGGACGGGAAGAAGGUCAACCCUCAGCAGGCCGCUAAGACCGCGCAGGCGUGA